AUGUAUUAUAGUAACAGCUAAUCCUCAUUAAUCAAAUCUCCUUAUGGUUAGAUAAUCACAAAAACUCCACUUACUAGAUAGAAUAGACCAUAAGAGAAAAUUAAUGAUUAAUCAAUUAUGUCUCAAUAUCAAUCCCCUACAUUGCGAUAAGCUAUGUCACCAAAAGCAGCCAGAGAAUACUUAAAUAGUUUAAAAACCUUUAUCAAUCACUAUGAAACAAAACCAAUCAAUGAAAGUAGAAUUACUUCUCAAUCUAAUCAUUAAUCUAACUAAUAAUAACCUUAUUUAUAUUUUCCUAUUGCAAAUAGAUUAAAUGAUGAAAUCAAAUUGAUGACUCCUUAAAGAAUUGAAGUCAAGAAAAUAAAUUAAGAUGGAACUGUGCAUUCCUUAAAAUAUUAUUAUUUGAAAUAACCAGUUUUUAGUAGUUCAAAUGAUGUUAUUACAUCAAAACUAACUACCAUAAUUGGAUUUAAUAAUAGUGGAAAAUAAAAAUUGUUUAUAGAACUCAUUAAAAAACUUAUGCCUAAAUAUUUUAAAUUAUCUAUCCAAACAGAUCUAGGAGAUAAAUAAAUUAAUGUUUAAAUCAAUGAUGAUUUUAAAUCAACUAUUAAAACACUAAAAGCAGCUUCAAAGAAUUAUUAAUUAAUUGCCUAAAGUGAUUAAAAUGUUAUUGUAUGUCGAGGAUAAUAGGGAUUUAUUAAAGAUAAUAAAGAUAAAGGCAUUCUUAUUUUAUGUAUUAAACCAGGAAAAGAAACAAAAUAGAAUUGUGUCUAAACUCUUAAAUUGAUAGAAAAUAUAUAAAAAAAUUGA
This is a messenger RNA of Paramecium pentaurelia, 810 nucleotides long. The record is from the annotation of a GenBank genome assembly. NCBI's taxonomy places the organism in Eukaryota, Ciliophora, Oligohymenophorea, Peniculida, Parameciidae.